AUGCCCUCGUUCUUCAGCAAAAAGACCCGCUCCCAGCAGGCCUCCUCUGCAGGUCCCGCGGGCGAGUCUCCGUCGGGUUCAGCUGUACCUCUCCCUCCAGGACCUCCUCCACCACCGCUACCCAACGACCCCUACCAGCUGCUUCAUCAACAGCAACAAUCCUUGGAAGAAUUUGCCGACAAAAGAUUUGAAGCGAAUCGCCGUCCCUCCGAGCCGUUUCCCACCCAUCAGUUUCACGGCCAUCGCCCUCAUUCCCCGCACAGUCCAUAUCCAGCUGUUGAUUUAAGGUACGGGCGGGAAGAGGACCAUCAACAACAACAACAAUACCGCCAUCCUGCACACAAUCGUAGCCAACCCUCUAUCGACCGGCCUACUAUCAGUGUGGUGACGCCUAGUCAGCAGCAGCAGCAAAUUGACGAUAGUGGUUACCAGAGCCCAGACCGUGCCAGAGAAUCUAUUGACCAACAACAGUGGCCCACCAGCGCACACAACACUUCAACCCCGGACCUACUCCAAGACAGCGGCAAGCUACAAAAGAAGAAAAAGGGAUUCUUCAGCCGGAACCAGAGCGUCGCAUCCAGCAGCCCAGCUACAAAACAAUCCGGCAAAAAAGAAAAAUCGCUCGGUCGGUCAGCUUCCAUCAAGCACUCGUUCGGACGAGACAGCACCGUACCGCCGUCGCAGUCGUCAUCGGAGUAUGGAAGAAGAGUAACCACGCUAUCGACGAGUACACAUUCAUUAGACCAAAACCAGAGUCGGUCGACGUUGGAUAACGCCAGUCAACCGUUUGAGUCGGAGGCGUCGCUGCGACCACCAACUGCGGAAACGCCUGCUAGUCCGAAUAGACCGAGUCAGCCGCAUACGCCGUUGGAGAAUACGCAAUCGCCGCAACGCUUAGGUGUGGACGUUAGCGAUCGCAGUCAUCUGGGGUGGCAGCACAGGCGGUCUGAGAGCUUUGAGUCGAUUCCUAGCCAGGCCUCCUCUCGUCGACCAUCUAUUCACACGAGCGUUGAUCCAUCGGUAAGCGAUAUGGCGACUUCACAGCAACCAAUGGGCACACGACCGACAGAGUCGCAGUCCCAGAUCCCGUCUCGUAAGGAUUCGUUGGCGACUCCGAGUGGACAACCGUAUCUUCAGAAUGCAGCACAGGGAUCGUUCAAGAAUGCUUCACAGCAGAAUCUGAACGAUAUGCAGGGUCGCGAGACGCCACCGUCGGCACAGCUGAAUUCUAAGGUGCGCGAAGAAUUGGAGAAUUUGGAUGUUGGUGCAUUGAUUAUGAGGCAUGAAGAACUUCAGGCCAAAUAUCAAAAAGUCAAGAGGUAUUAUUUCGAAAAAGAGGCGCAGGUCACAGCGCUCCAGAAUACGGUAGCUCAUCAGCGAAUGGCUGUUUCGCGUACGGUUCUGGAUGACAACGAGUACACGGCCAGGUUUCAGCGUCUUGAUGGUGCUAUCAAGGAACUUGCCUUUUCGAUAAGAAAAGACUGGAGAGCUAUUCCUGACUGGUUGCACCCGUUUGUUAAUGACGAUGCAGUGACGGUGGGCACUAAAGAGAUGACAGGCGUCGGUCGUGCAGUGAUUACUCGAUGGGUAGUUGAGGAUGUAUUCAACCGUUACUUUCAUCCUGGCUUGGAACGCAGUUUUAGCGAACGCCUCAAGGCUAUUGAGAUGAAUCUGCGCCGCCAACAAACCCAAGUCUUUAAUGAUGACGACAAAGAAAACCAGGUGGCUCGUAUCUCGAACUGGAGGCGGACUACGCUGGAUGGAUUGGCGGAUGUGCUGCAAGCCAAGACCACGCAAGAAAAUAUGGAUCAAUUGGUCGAGUAUCUGGUUGAAAAGCUUUCGGCAACGCUGCAGUGCGAUUUAAAGGAACCCGCUCCACCGGAACUUGCUCAUUAUACACGGAUGAUUGUCGAGAAUGCAAUCAACAUUGCUGAGAAGAUUCCACAAGAAGCGCGAGACAUUGUGGUCGAUUACAUUCAGCCUGGAACUUUUGUUUCGGAGAUCAACAUGAAAGUUGAAACGGGUUUGCCGGCAUUGACGCGACCAAUUGCUGAAGCCAGAGAUGAUAUUGCAAGCGAGGGCAACGAAGAAAUGGAAACUGACAACAAAGAGCAACCAACUCAACCACAACAACCCGACACUCAAGGCAAAUAUAUUCCUCAAAACCGAGAACAACGAAAGAAGUAUCCAUUCGGAAGUCUAAUGAGCAAGAAAUCGGCGGCAUCGCCGAAUCCCGCACCUGCACAAUCACAGGGUCAGACUCAAGGGUUGGCUACAUCUCCUGACAAUGCUACAAGUAAUAAAGAACGAGAUGAGCAAUUACAGCAGCAAGACAAGCGAUCCCGGGUGCGACUCUCGACGUUCAUGACGGUGGAGGUCAAGGGCCGCGGGCCGAAUAAUAUCCUUGUCCAAGCGCCGGUUUAUACCAUAGAGUAG
Messenger RNA from Talaromyces amestolkiae, 2436 nucleotides. RefSeq lists its product as uncharacterized. The record is from RefSeq and is a predicted model, not a curated record. The transcript has 3 exons. NCBI's taxonomy places the organism in Eukaryota, Fungi, Ascomycota, Eurotiomycetes, Eurotiales, Trichocomaceae. Bases 1 to 2436 code for a protein of 811 amino acids.